ACCAUAGCUUAUUCACGAAAAGAACAUAACAAAACUUUAUUCACUAAAAUGAAUAUAACAAAACUUUAUGCACAAAUGGAGAAACACACAAAAACUAUUUGAAUAAAGAAACCUAACCAAACAUUAGCAUCACUAUAAUGAGAACACAAAUACCAUCAUGUCUCCUAUUCAAGACAGUAAACCAAUUGUGUAUGUAUGUGCAAUGAUCAAUCACACUUUCCAAAAUCGACAUACUGAAUCUUCUAUUUCACCGAAUCGGCAUCACUAGUUGUGGUGCUAUUAAUGCUUUUUUUUAAUAGAUAUAUAUUAAUCAAACCCAAAAACGGGCAUCCAAUGUCAAUAUAACUCAACCAAAAUGGUCUAGAAAAACAUGUUUACAAGCUAGCUUCGCAUCAACCACCCGUCCGGUGUGUUCUUCUAGCUUGCUCGAAAUGUCCUAGACUACUAAGUAUCGUUCUCAACCAAAAUGGUGCUAUUAGUGCUACUCUAGGUUUAAUGGGAGGGAGUAGCUUUGAAAAUUUCAAAUAAAGUAGCUAAAUCCUACACAAUAAUUCUAUAUUUCAAAAAUGUGGUUUUUGCUAAAUUUGAAAAUAGGAAAACAACAAGAGUCAUCGUACUAUCCCAUUCCCAAGAAAAUCUCCACUGUUAAAAACCUUCGUUACCGAGGUUACACUUAGAAAGACACAUGAGAAUAAUUCAACUGUAUAAGAAUUCACAUUAUCAUUCUAGACAAUACGCCUUCAUUACAAUAUAUGGGCCGACGAUCUUAAUAUCGUAAGCCCAUUAAGAAUUAAUAGAAAAUAUAUUAUCUGUCAAAUCCAUUUUUCGAAUAAUAUCUUCCGUAACGUGUUCGCCUCGUCGACAAACUCUUUCCCCGGCGAGGGUUACUGGCGGCGAUGGAGAUCCUGAGGUCAAAAUGGGUAGCCAUGGCGGCUAGCAUCUGGAUACAGUGCACAAGCGGCGGUUCCUACACAUUCGGAAUCUACUCCGCCGUUCUAAAAUCGACCCAAUCCUACGAUCAAUCCACCCUCGACACCGUCUCCGUCUUCAAAGACAUCGGAGCUAACGCCGGAGUUUUCUCCGGGCUUCUGUACACAUACGUCACCUCCAAUCGCCGCCGCGGACGCGGAGGAGACAGCGGAGGUCCUUGGGUGGUGCUUGCUAUCGGAGCGAUUCAGUGCUUCGCCGGUUACUUUCUCAUGUGGGCUUCCGUCACCGGAAUCAUCAGGAAGCCCCCUGUGGCUCUCAUGUGCCUCUUUAUGUUCAUAGCGGCGCAGUCGCAGACUUUCUUUAAUACCGCUAACGUUGUGAGUGCUGUGGAGAAUGUCGCUGACUAUGGUGGUACUGCCGUUGGCAUCAUGAAGGGUUUUCUUGGUCUGAGUGGAGCGAUACUGAUUCAACUGUACGAGACUCUGUGUGGCGGAGAUCCGGCGAGCUUCAUUCUUUUGCUAGCUGUGACACCAACAGUUCUCUCCCUCUUGGCCAUGCCUUUGGUCAGGAUCUAUGAGACGAGCACAGCUGAUGAUAAAAAGCAUUUAAAUGGUCUUUCAGCUGUAUCUCUUGUCAUUGCAGCUUAUCUUAUGAUUGUGAUCAUUGUUAAGAACACUUUUGGUUUGUCAUCAGUGGCUAAUGUUGUCACUCUUGUAUGUCUCGUCCUUCUCCUUGCCUUGCCUCUACUUAUUGCGACAAGAGCACGUCGAGACCGCAUGGAGAAAACAGCGUUACCUGAUAAAUCCCCUCUUAUAACCAGUCCAAAAGCAGCAACUUCUGUGAACCAAAGCUCUGUAAGCGACAGUCAAGUAGAAGCUGGUCUGAGCGAGAACCUGAAUCUUCUGCAAGCUAUGAAAAGCCUAAGCUUCUGGUUGUUGUUUCUCGCCAUGAUCUGUGGAAUGGGGUCUGGACUUUCGACAAUAAACAACAUCCGACAAAUAGGUGAGUCUCUUCGGUACUCAUCCGUUGAGAUAAACUCACUGGUCUCCUUGUGGAGUAUAUGGAACUUUCUCGGUAGAUUUGGAGCCGGUUACGCCUCAGAUGCAAUGCUUCACAAGAAAGGAUGGCCUCGUCCAUGGCUAAUGGCUGCAACUCUUGGAACCAUGACCAUAGGCCAUCUAAUCAUAGCCUCUGGUUUUCAAGGAAACCUUUAUGUAGGUUCUGUUAUAGUUGGCGUUUGUUAUGGUUCACAGUGGUCGCUGAUGCCUACAAUCACCUCUGAACUAUUCGGAGUUCGCCACAUGGGAACCAUCUUCAACACCAUAUCCAUAGCUAGUCCCAUUGGUUCAUAUAUCUUCUCUGUAAGAUUGAUCGGUUAUAUUUAUGACAAGACUGCUUCUGGGGAAGGGAACAAAUGCUUUGGCUCUCACUGCUUCAGGCUGUCCUUUGUUAUAAUGGCGUCUGUUGCGUUUUUUGGGUUUCUUGUUGCUAUAGUAUUGUUCUUUCGAACAAAGACGCUCUAUCGACAGAUCCUUGUGAAGAGGCUGCACCGUCGAUAGGAUACUUGUGAAUAUGAUACUUUGGAAAACGAAUAUAGAGCGUAUGAUACCCAAAGGUGUACAUCUAUCACUUUACCUUAUAUUAAGUUGUCUGUAACUUAUGUUUGUAUCAAUUGUCUGUGUUUAGAGAUGGGAAGGAAGAAGGCUGAGAGAUCUCUGUCUCCCUUUUUUGUAGUUUCUUCCACAAUUUGUGAAUCUUGUUUUGUGAAGUGUACAGACAUUCCUUCCAAUAAAUGUUGAAAUUUCUCUUUAAUGGAGAACUUGGACA
Molecule: messenger RNA, 2757 nt
Organism: Brassica rapa (field mustard)
Lineage: Eukaryota; Viridiplantae; Streptophyta; Magnoliopsida; Brassicales; Brassicaceae
Product: protein NUCLEAR FUSION DEFECTIVE 4
Cellular component (GO): membrane
Source: RefSeq, a predicted model, not a curated record